ACUUCCGAUUGGAUAUUUGUGUACGGGAGGAAGAAACGCGCACUGUUGUUCUUUUCAGCUGUCGGUUUGGCUAAUUGUCGACUUGAGAUUUGGAUGCCUGCUGUGUUUAACGGUCAAGAGCAUUUAUACUGAGAUGUCGGACGACUUGGUGAAACAGUUGAGCAGCUACAAAGCCCAGCUACAGCAAGUAGAAGUCGCUUUAUCUACUGACCAAGAAAAUGAAGACCUCCUUAAACUCCAGAAAGACUUACAGGAAGUCAUUGACUUGACGAAAGACCUCCUGACCUCACAGCCCACUGAAAGUUCUUCUAGCACCAACGGCUCAGACCCUGUACCCUCGAAGCAUGGCUGGAAAGUGGGAGACAGCUGUAUGGCUGUUUGGAAUCAGGACGGACAGGUGUAUGAGGCUGAGAUUGAGGAGAUAGACCGGGAGAACGGCACUGCAGCCGUUACCUUCGCCGGGUACGGGAACGCUGAAGUGAUUCCUCUGCAGAACCUCAAAGCAGUAGAGGAGGGGAAACGCUCCAACGAGGACGGGAAGCCCAAAUCAAGGAAAGAGCAGAUAGCCGAGCAGAGAGAGUACAAGAAGAAGAAAGCCCAGAAGAAGGUACAGAGGAUGAAGGAGUUGGAGACGGAGAGGGAGGAGCAAAAGUCAAAGUGGCAACAGUUCAACAACAAAGCCUACUCGAAGAACAAGAAAGGACAGGUCAAGAGGAGCAUAUUUGCAUCUCCAGAAAGCGUCAAUGGAAAGGUGGGAGUGGGAACAUGUGGUAUUGCAGACAAGCCAAUGACUCAGUACCACGACACGUCAAAAUACAACGUCAGACAUCUAAUGCCACAAUGACCUGCUCUGCUCUGUGUAUAAUAACCCACUGUGUACAACCUGUAUCGGUGCAUUUCCAUUGUGUUUCUACAAGAUUUAUGUUUCCCAAGUAAAGAAUGGAAUUGCUUGCGUGCGCCAUUGUUUGAAAUAUUGAUGUAGUUUUCUUAUAUAUUAUGUAGGUACAAAGGCAAAAAAAAUCCAAACGGGGGGGUUGGCACACGGUCACCAGGUAUCCAAGAAAAAGGCAGCGGUGGUGUUGUAGGAAAGCCGUAGAGUUUGAUGUUUGUGUCCAGGUUUCACUGAGGCCAAAUACCUGCUAAGAGGAGUCUAAAUACACACCUGCAGAAUUUAGUUUGUACAUUUGAAGUUGGUUUUUAAACACUGACCCAUUGUGGGAGGAGUCUGAAUGUCAAUAACGGUGUUGAUUUGAAAUGGCUGAAUUUACGUUUUAAUAUGUGUAUAUAACAGUGAAAUAAACAUUGUUUUGUUUUCAA
Molecule: messenger RNA, 1317 nt
Organism: Anarrhichthys ocellatus (wolf-eel)
Lineage: Eukaryota; Metazoa; Chordata; Actinopteri; Perciformes; Anarhichadidae
Gene: smndc1
Product: survival motor neuron domain containing 1
Exons: 6
Coding region: 134-844 (236 amino acids)
Biological process (GO): regulation of alternative mRNA splicing, via spliceosome; mRNA processing
Cellular component (GO): nucleus; precatalytic spliceosome; cytoplasm
Molecular function (GO): RNA binding
Source: RefSeq, a predicted model, not a curated record